CCUUCGAGACGUGAACACGAACAAAUCCCGCACCGAAUCGGUACGAGCCACACAGAGAUCCGAUCCGGAGUGAACAAGUGUAACAAAGUGCCACAGAAUGUUGAACAUGGAAAGUGCAAGUGUCGGUGCCUCUAUGGCGGGUCUGAGCAAAACGCUGACAACGCCCUUCUCCAUCAAUGAUAUACUGACGCGCCACAAUCCGGAUAAGCAUCGCUUGUCCAGCAUGGACUCCGAACCAGAGGCGGACAUCAGCGGCAAGAGUCGCAGCUCCAAGCAGAACCUGGAUCGGGAACGAUCUGCAUCCAAGUCUCCGCCGCUUUGCUGCCGCGAUCUGAGCAUCUACAAGCAGGAGCCCAGCAUGGCUGCCAAUCCCAGCCAGAGACAGACAAACUACUUGCAGUACUAUGCGGCGGCAGCGGCGCUCGACAACAACAAUCACCACAAUGGACACCACCAUCACCAGGCAACCGCCACGGGCUCCAGCGGCGGGGAUUACAUGCAACGCAAAUUGGCCUACUUUGGCAGCACCCUGUCCGCCCCGCUCGACAUGCGGCGCUGCACCAGCAACGACUCCGACUGCGACUCGCCGCCGCCACUGAGCAGCUCACCCUCCGCCUCGCCGCUCUCCCACGACGGCAGUGCCCUCAGCCGCAAGAAGCGGUCGCGUGCCGCCUUCAGCCAUGCCCAGGUCUUCGAGCUGGAGCGUCGCUUCGCCCAGCAGCGCUACCUCUCCGGCCCGGAGCGCAGCGAAAUGGCCAAGACUCUGCGACUGACCGAGACCCAGGUGAAGAUCUGGUUCCAGAAUCGCCGCUACAAGACCAAGCGCAAGCAGAUCCAGCAGCACGAGGCCGCCAUGCUGGGAGCCACAAAGCGAGUGCCCGUCCAGGUGCUGGUCCGGGAGGACGGCAGCACCACCUACGCGCAUAUGCCACCCGGUGCGGGACAUGGCCUGGAUCCGGCGCUGAUCAACAUCUAUCGCCAUCAACUGCAGCUGGCCUACGGCGGACUGCCGCUGCCACAGAUGCAGAUGCCCUUCCCCUACUUCUACCCGCAUCCGAAGGUGCCACAGCCGAUUCCACCUCCCAGCCAGCCCACAAGUUUCGUCAAUGGCUCCUCGGCCUCGUCGUCGCCAGUGCCAGUGCGUCCUCAGCGCACGCCCUGUCCGAGUCCGGGCCAACAGAUGGGCCUGGAGAGUGGACCAGAGUCCGCGCCGGAGGAUGUGGACGAGAACGUGGAGAUCGACUAGAUGGGAAUGGGAACUGGGGGGUUACGUUGUUGUGAUAGCCGUAGAAGUUGUGUUUUUAGUCUCUAUGUGUAACCAAUAGAUAUCCGUGCAUGCUCCUGGCAUAUAGCUUUAGUAGCUCUAAGUUUUAGUUGUACCCGAAAAACGUUAUAAAUAAAAUGGUAAAUGAAAA
This is a messenger RNA of Drosophila subobscura, 1415 nucleotides long. It is a transcript of the gene bap, whose product is annotated as homeobox protein bagpipe. Gene Ontology annotation, molecular function: DNA-binding transcription factor activity, RNA polymerase II-specific; RNA polymerase II cis-regulatory region sequence-specific DNA binding. Gene Ontology annotation, biological process: cell differentiation; regulation of transcription by RNA polymerase II. Lineage: Eukaryota; Metazoa; Arthropoda; Insecta; Diptera; Drosophilidae. The coding region runs from base 98 to 1246 and encodes 382 amino acids. The record is from RefSeq and is a predicted model, not a curated record. Gene Ontology annotation, cellular component: nucleus. The transcript is spliced from 2 exons.